CAGCCCUGCUCAUCUGAAUACACAACAUCUCAACACUUCUGCUGAGAAUCGAUAGCUGCUUGUCGACUUCUCCAUUUCUUGCUAGAGAUUGGAUAAACGCCAUAUCCAAAUCGGCAUCUGCAAGUAUUGGCUAUCGCUAUCGCUAUGAACCCUUUGGGCUCUUUGAAAGAAGAGGAUUUAGUUGAAAUCUGUAUUGACAAUACCACAGAACAAUGGUCCAAAAAAUCUUCGCCUGCAAGUAAAAGCCGCUCGUCUUUCCAUGGAACGAGAGAUCUCCAUAGGACCAGUUCGCCGGUGUCCCGACGCAGUCAUUCACAGCCAGAUAUACAUAUAGCUCCUUUUUCGACAAUGAAGCCUAACGAGCUAUGCUUCUCGUGUGAUAUUCCGCAAGCAAAAUACAAAUACAGUUUACAAGAAAAGCCUGAUACGCACGCCAGACCAUCCUACCUCUACGGCGAGCCAUUACCUCUACAAAGAUAUGCUAAGGCGCAGCACUUUAGUUCAGUAACUACUGGUGCACGUCGGCGGACCAUAAGAUUUCAUCCUACACGUUUUGAUCCAUGCCCCCCAGAAGAGAAAAUGAAAUCGCUGCAAUGUCUGCUGACGCGUAUCUAUCAUGAAGAGUCAAUGCAGAGUUCAACGAGAGAUUUGACGGACAGCCUCACUGAAUCAUUCCAGUCAGAUGUUAGCAUAACAUCUCCAAAGCGACUUACAGCAGAGACACUGGCAAUGUUUGGAGUUCCUCAGCUGCAAAAAGAAGUAGCUGAUUUGGAGAGUCAAAUCGAGCAAGCUAACUUUCGCCUUGUGAGAAUGGUUCGCCAACGAGCAUUCUAUAGAGCAAAGCAAAACCGGAAGUGUGCUGUACUCAGCGCAAUUCUCAUGGCAUUAUCAUCAAAAACAAGGGCAGACUCGAAGCUGAAGUUCAGUCUCAUCCCGCCUACGUAUGAAGGAGGAGUGGAGGAGUGGAAACGAGCAAUGAGAGUAAUGGCUCGCUUACCAGGAGGAUUCCCUCAGGUUUUCAGGAACAAGCUUUGGUCAACCUUAGGACAACUGCACGUACAGACAACGGGACUAGACUGGGAAGAAAUCUGUCGGAUCACAUUUUGUGAGCACUUGCAACCCGAUGACAUUGAAAUCCAUUCUCAAAUAAUAAAGGAUCUUCACCGCACAGGCUGGAGUGAGUUUGACGAUGAAAAGAAACUUAAGCAAGUGCUAGUAGCCUAUGCUAGGUACAAUAAGGAAAUUGGAUAUUGUCAAGGUUUCAACGUGAUCGCUGCUUUGAUUCUGCAAGUGGUCGAUUAUCGAACCGACAUUGCUCUAAAAAUUAUGAUAUUUCUGAUCGAGCACGUACUACCACGGAGCUACUUCGAUCAGUCGCUUCGUGCACUGUCAGUGGAUAUGAGCGUCAUGAAGGAUUUAAUGUUGCAGCGAGUACCGCAGACAUUUGAACAUCUUGAGAAACUCAAGAACUCAUCAGGAAACGAGUAUGAACCACCUCUUCCAAACAUUUUCUCUAUGCAUUGGUUCCUUACCCUAUUUGCUACAUGCUUACCAAGAGAAUGCGUCCUCCGAUUGUGGGAUGCGCUGAUGUUGCAAGGGUCGGAAAUUCUACUUCGUGCAGCUAUCGCCUUGUGGUCAAAAAUGAGCAGGAAGAUCAUGCGUACAACCAGUGCAGAUGAAUUCUACACACUUAUGGGCAAAUUGUGCAAGGAACUUACCGAAAUGAAUGAAGAAGAGCAGAAUCACUUCAUGACCGUUGUCUACACAAUGGCCGAAUUUCCAUAUCCUGGUUUGGCUGAGCUGCGAGAAAAAUACACAUGGAACAUUCACCCUCUGUCUGCUACAUUCAAGCUGUUUCGGAGAAGUGUCACAGACAUAUUGUAUGAUGACAGCUCGGACGGGGAGCCGUCUUGUUCUCCAUGUUCAUGUCGUCGACGAAAAGAUGCGCCAACAUGGAGCGACCUUCGCGAACUUGAAAAACGAUAUAAGCUGAUAAAACAGCGACAAAAGCAGGCCAGAGUCAUAUUGAAUUCUGCCUAUCUUCAUGGAUUAAACGCAUAUUCUACAAGGUCCAAAGUGAGUCUUCCAAGCUUGCCCACUCGUACUCCGCCAGUCUUCAAUCAUCUCAUACUAGGACCGCUUCUGGCAAGGAUUGACUGCACUACAGAACCUCCAACAACUUUCUCGGGUGGAGCCGUGAAAGUAGCAGCUACAGUUAUACAGCCAGCGGACCAUACUAUGUCACGACUGAAGGAACUUCUCCGUGAAUUAUCGUUGGAAGAAAACAUGUGGAACAUUGAUACUUCCUCGAACCCUUCAAGAAAAACAUCCCGAGCUCACUCUAAGAGAAAUAGCCGUGAAACAACAUCAUCGGAUGAUCCUGAAGACGUUAACAAACACCAGACAUUCACUCGCUCUACGGACUCAAAAGCGUCACGCCGGGCGAGACUUAGGAGAUCGAAAACACUUCUGCAACAAGCAAGCCCUGCACCAGCGCUCAGACAUUCCAUAAGACUGAAGCCACAGAGGACGCUAUAAAUGAGAUGCUCUUCUUUUGUGUAGAAUGAUUUACAUGUCAAAAUAAUGUUAUUCGUCUGUAUAUUUUCAACAAUAAAUAAAUCAAACAAAACAUUCC
Cylicocyclus nassatus is the source of this 2635-nucleotide messenger RNA. The record is from the annotation of a GenBank genome assembly. Lineage: Eukaryota; Metazoa; Nematoda; Chromadorea; Rhabditida; Strongylidae.